AUGGAGGACGUCCUGGCCUUGUUGUUGCGGGCCUGCGAGUUGGCAGAUGUUCAACAGGUGGAGCAGAAUGGCUGGUACCCAUUGUUUCGCGCUGCUUGGAGCGGUCGCAGCACCUGUGCUCGGCUGCUGCUGGCUGCGGGUGCAGACGUGGAAGGCCCACCAGGUGCCGGGAGCCGCUACUCGCCGCUGAUGUGUGCAGCGCGCUGGGGACACCUGGAGGUUGUGAAAGUACUCCUGGAAGCAUCUGCAGAUACCAAACGGCGGAACCGUUUUGGAGAGGACGCCAUGAUGCUGGCGAAGGGUCAAGGACACUGGGAGGUGUGGCGCUGGCUACAAACUGCUGGAGCAGAUGAACCCGUGGGUUCGCCUUCAAGUGGCCAACGGAAGGAAGAGGAAUGGCGCACUUCCACCAGUGCGCGACGGACCUUGGGUCAUGGUUGGAUUGCUUUGGGUACUGAUUUCUACCUCGACAAAGAAUCUUGCCUGAGGCUCAGGAAGAUGAAGUACAUAGGUAAUCCAUGGUAA
Molecule: messenger RNA, 525 nt
Organism: Cladocopium goreaui
Lineage: Eukaryota; Dinophyceae; Suessiales; Symbiodiniaceae
Source: the annotation of a GenBank genome assembly